AUGAGCUCUCCAGAGGAAGAAGGAACUCAGCCAGAAUCCCGGAGCCCGAAGAUGGCCCCGCGUACCCCCUCAACUCUACUAGACAGCAGCAGCAGCAGCAGCAGCAGCAGCAGCAGCAGUGUUGAUCAUGGGAAACUGACAACUUCCCAGCGUGUUUGUCAGCUGCUACUUGAACGCCACGGCAGCAGAAUAACGCAAUUUCUUCUGCAGAACAAAGAGGGCCGGCAACUCUUGAAAUCAUUCAUCGCUCUGGCUUUCGGCCAUAGUGAACAGGAGGGGGGCAACUGCCUCGUUCGCAUCAUUCAGAGAGAUCCCGAAACUCUCUUGCCGCUUCUCCUCAAAAAAUCAGCUGACAAGACGGUGGCGCGGGGGCUGGCCGCGUGUUUCGUUCGGGGUGUAUCGAACGCAGCAGCAGAAGAUCUGAAGCCAGUUGUUGCAGCACUAGCAGAAACUAUCACUGAGCCUCUAGGAGCGCAGACAGAAACCCCCAAAGAAGACGGGGGACAGGCUCCUGCUGCUGCUGUUGCUGCUGCUGCUGCUGCUGCUGCUGCUGACGAUGAUGAUGAGGGUUCAAGUGAUAAGAGGCCUGAUAAUGAACAGUCGGCUGCAGAGGGUUUGUUAAGGCGGCCGUCUCGCGUGCAGGAGCUGAUAAGAGAGCAGCAGCGGCGAUGUCAGCAGCAGCAGCAGCAGUUGCUGCGGCAGCGGAGCAGCUGUGUGCGUGAGUCUGCAGAGGUGCCUCAUGUAUCAGAGGAAAAAGAUGAGGGGAGAAGAGUGCAAGAGAAACUGUUGAUAGAGGCCGUAAUCUUCGCUGCAACUGAAGCCGCUUCCCCCGAAGCUGAGGCCCUCUGUGAACAGCUAGUAAACCUCUCGCCUGCAGUAUUAACGCGGGUUAUUAAAAUUGAAGUCGCUAGAAACCCAGCAGAAACAAACGCAGCAGCAGCAGCAGCAGCUUCCCCUACGGCUGCAACCGGGGCUGCUGCUGCUGCUGAAGACUCUUAA
Molecule: messenger RNA, 999 nt
Organism: Eimeria mitis
Lineage: Eukaryota; Apicomplexa; Conoidasida; Eucoccidiorida; Eimeriidae
Exons: 3
Coding region: 1-999 (332 amino acids)
Source: RefSeq, a predicted model, not a curated record